GCGGAACUUCCUUUUCUGACACAUGCUCACAGGAGCACAUGGUGUGAGAAGAAGAAGAGGAAGUUCAACAUUAGCAGAACCUUCCUGUUCAGAUUGACUGAGUGCAUAAACAAAUUAUUUCCUGCAGCAUGGAAAGAACCAUCUGAACAUAAUGGAACAAACAGGUGUAAACACAGAGCAAAGAGAAGGAUAUGAAAGAGAGAAGGACGAGAUGAAGAAGGUCUGCAAAGAAACAGAUGAUUCAGUUCAGAGGGAUGGUGGAACAGUAGCAGCAGAUCAACACCUACAGCAGGAAGAGAAUGAACCAGAAAAAAUAAAGAAUCUAUUUCAGAGACUUCAUCUUGAUGGCAGGCGCCACAAUAAACUGAGAGCUGCAGAUGUUCUUCAGAUAACUCCACAUUCAUUACAGUCCCAUGAAUCUUGUGCUGAGGAGGAGCUGGUUCACACUUUCCUACAAAAACUACUGAUGAUGGACUACAGAGCAAGAUACAUUAAUGUUAAAGAUACCAAUGAACAGAAUCUGAUACAACAAAGAGAUACUGUCUCGUCUGAAGAUGAGGAUGAUUUUUUUGAUUAUGUUUCCUCUGUGUCAAACAAAGGAACAAGCCAAUCGGACCAUAUUCACCCGAUGGAUGUCCAGAUGGCUGUGUUUCAUUGUGCUGAUGGUUUCCUGAAGCAGCUGAUGGUCACUAAACUGUCCCAGUGUCAGUACGCUCUGCCUCUGCUUGUUCCUGAUCCAGACAAACAACAGAUUGAGUUUCCUCUCUGGACAUUCAGACAAAUCAACAAGAGCUGGAAGAUGAGAAACAAUGACAAUGAGAUCAUCAGUCAAACCCAGUCAGUCUACAAGGCACAAACUCCAAUGGUGUUUUUCUUCAGGUUUGGCUCUGUGUCCUCAUCCAAGUCUCAGCUGAUGAACAGCCUGAUCAAUAAGAAACACGACACGUUCUUCCACAGGAACUGCCCAGGCAGCAGCAGAACCAGAAUCCUAAUGGAUGGAGUGGUGGAGAUCGCCUGGUUCUGCCCCUCUGGGAAAACAACGGAUAAAUUCACUGACUGUGUUGCUUUCUGUAAUCUACACGGUGAUGCAGGAGACCAUGAGAAACAGCUGCAGAUCCUCACUGAAAUGAGCUCAGUCAAUGUUGUUCUUCUGCCACGAAUGGACAGGAAUGACAGACAUGCAAGAAUAAUACAAAACCUGUUCAAAAACAGAAAGCCACUUAUUUGUCUUUUUACAGAGGAUGAAUAUACUGUAACUGAGAUGAAGAAAGACAAAUUCAAAAUAGGUUUGAAAGACAGAAAUCAGUCAGAUGUAUCUGAAGAACUCAGAAGAACUAUAAACGAUUGUCUCUCAAAAUCAUCUUCCUCUUUCAGACUUGAAGAUGUGUCCAAACUCUCAGACAUCAGAGUAGAUGAGGAUAAUGAAGACUGCAAGAGAGGAAGAGAAGCAGCAGAACAGAUUAAGAGUUUACUGAAGAAGAAAAAUCUGAAAGAAAUUAAAGAGUUUCUGCCUCAUCAGGGAAAACUGUGGCAUCAGUGGAGUCAGAAGAACAAAGAACUACAUCGACCUCAAGUAGAUGAGAUAGUAAGGGAAAUAAGUAGAAUACAAACAGAGAUGAAGAAAAUCCGCGAACAGCAGCAUGAAUCUGACAUCAGUGAGUUCAUGAAGCUCUUUAAUUAUCAACUGUUCUCACAGACUGAACAUGAAAAGAUGUUUUUCCUCAAAUGGCUCCAAGUCUUGUUGGAUGAAUACACCUCAACUGACCUUUCUGCUCUACAUCAUAAGUAUGAUGAAAAGUGGUCAACAGUAGUAAAACUGAAAAAGAACCUGGCCGAAAAACCUGAAAGACUCAAAGCUGAACAAGCAGAACUUGAGAGAAUAUCUAAGGAACUUGAAGCUGCAACCUUUGGUCUGGAGCACAUCAUGAGGGAGGUUGGUCAGAUCUAUGAAUCAUGUUCAUCUGUGAAGAAGAACAAGAAAGACCUGCAGUUUGAAUUCUCUUCUCUCCCGAGUCUUGCAGCAGAGAUGAUGAUCUCUGGAUUUCCACUGGAGCUGAUGGAUGGAGAUGCUGCUCAUGUUCCAGUGAUCUGGAUCUCUGCUGUUCUAGAUGAACUCAUCCAGAAACUGGGAGACCAGAGAGUCUUUGUGCUGUCAGUUUUAGGGGUUCAGAGCUCUGGGAAAUCCACCAUGCUGAAUGCCAUGUUUGGACUGCAGUUUGCCGUCAGUGCUGGCAGGUGCACCAGAGGAGCUUUCAUGCAGCUGGUCAAAGUAUCAAACGAGAUGAAAACACAGAUGAUCUUUGACUAUAUUCUGGUUGUUGAUACUGAGGGUCUUCGUGCUCUAGAACUGGCUGGAAGAUCAACAAGACAUCAUGACAAUGAACUGGCCACAUUUGUUGAAGGACUUGGAAAUCUAACCUUGAUCAACAUCUUUGGAGAAAACCCUUCUGAGAUGCAGGACAUUCUUCAGAUUGUUGUUCAGGCCUUCCUGAGGAUGAAGAAGGUCAGACUGAAUCCCAGCUGUGUGUUUGUGCAUCAGAACGUUUCAGACAUCACAGCUGGAGAGAGAAACAUGGAGGGCAGGAGACGACUGCAGGAGAAACUGGAUGAGAUGACAAAACUCGCUGCUAAAGAGGAAGUCUAUGAUGCAGAAUGUUUCAGUGAUGUCAUUAGAUUUGAUGUUCAGAAUGAUGUGAAGUAUUUCGCUCAGCUCUGGGAGGGCAGCCCACCAAUGGCUCCACCAAACCCAAACUACUGUGACAAUAUUCAAGAACUAAAGAAAUCUAUUAUGUCUCAUGCCUCAAAAUCAGAUGGAAUGACUCUGAAACAUAUAAAAGAUCGUGUUAAAGAUCUCUGGGAGGCUUUACUGAAUGAACGAUUCGUCUUCAGCUUCAGAAAUUCUCUGGAGAUUUCAGCUUACAGGAAACUGGAGACCCAAUACAGCAAGUGGUCCUGGAGUCUUCGCAGUGCCAUGAUGGAAACUGAGAACAAACUACACAACAAAAUAGAGAAUGAAACAAUUCAUGAGGUUGAGGAAACUGAUCUUCAAAGAGAACUGAAGACGACAAGUGAAGAAGUGAAAAAAUCAAUGUCUGAAUUCUUUGAGAAAGACAGUGAUAAAGAUACACUGAUUCAAUGGAAAACAUCUUUUGAAAUUAAAAUCAAAGAGCUUCAGGAGAACAUUGUGAGAGAAACAAAGAGGAAAUUAAAUGAGUUUCUUCAGCAGCAAGACCUGAAGAAAAAGAUUGAUGCUCAGAGGACACAACAUGAAAACACUCUCUAUGAAAAGAGCAAAGAACUUGCCUUAAAACUCAAAGACAACAGAAAUGAUGAAGAAACACUGAAGAAAGAGUUUGAUAAGUUCUGGGAACAGACUGUGACGAAGAUCAUCACAGACACUCCUCCAAUCAAAGACAUUGAUGUAAUGAGAGAUGUGAGAGGGAUCCUCAAUGACGUCUAUGGAAGUGUUCCUGUAGACCACUGGAAGAGCAAAGAUAUUUUCACUGUGCAAAGUUAUUCAGAUUAUGUACAGGUUAAAACAAAUAGUGUUGUAAAUCAAGUUAAAGGGAUGCUUGGUUAUGGUCCUCUAUAUAAAGAGGAUGAAGCCCAAAUCAGAUCAUUAGUCACAGAUGUUGUUCAGCAGACAGACAGAAUGAUUCAGUCAUUUAACAUUUCAAAGAUGGGCUACAACAAAAGCUUCAUUCAACAACUCACAGGUUACAUCAAGACAAGGGUAACACAACAUCAGGAAGGACGAGUGAAUAUGUAUGUAUUCAAGAAUGAAUUCUUCAUGGAUUUGGUUCGUUCUGUCUGUAAGAGAGCAAACAAGAUUAUUACUGACCAACACAGACUGUUCAGAGACGCCAAUGAUCCUGAAAUAUAUGUUAAGAAGAAGAGAGAAGAGUACUAUAGUAUUUUCCAGAAGUACUGUCAUGGAGCAACAUCAACUGCUAUUUAUGGGGAGAUCAUCUGUCAGAAACUGAAAGAGCCUGUUGAGCAGAGUGUCUACAUGGAGAUUGCCAGAGGUUUAGCAGAUGAAAUUAGAUCAAACUGUCCAUCACUGAAUGGAAACAGAUCAAAUCUGGAGAAACACAUCCUGAAGACACUGGCAGAAGAGGAGGAUUUUGACAAAUACAUGAACUACAUUAAAACUCCCAGAGAUCACUUCAAGAGAUUCAUCAGAGAUGAAGUCAGUCGGUACAUCACUGAGAAGUUCAGUGUCAGUGUUUUACCCAAGAUGAAGGAGAACAUUGAACUCCUGCAGCAGAAGAUCAUGAAAGCAGCACAUGAAUCCACUGAUAAUGUUCAAGUGAAGCAAGGAGAUGUUGGUUUGUGGUUGAAGAGUUUCACACAGCAGCUCUCAGAUGAGCUGAUCUUCUCUGAAAAAGACCUCAAUGGAGUCAAACAUGAUGAUGUUGAUGAUUUCAAACUCCUAGAAGAUGUGAUAAGACAAGAGCUUCCUGCUAUAAUGUCUGCCAUCAGAUGUAGAUUCAACACAAAGACAUUUCCAGUAAAGCUGCACAAUAAGUUCAGGCCAGAUGAACUUCUGAUUGAUCACUUCUGUCAGUGCUGUUGGAAUCAGUGUCCAUUCUGUGGAGCCAUCUGCACUAACACCAUAGAAAACCAUGAUGAAGAUCACAGUGUUCCUUUCCACAGAGUGGAUGGACUCUAUGGAGGGUAUUACUAUCAAACAGAGAAUCUCAGUGCAGAUUUUUGUACAACUUUAGUGACAACUGGUAAAAGUUUUCUUGUGUCAGAUGAGUGGUUCCCAUUCAAUGAUUAUAGAAGAGCAGGAGGAGUUUAUGCUGACUGGAGCAUCACCCCUGACCUCUCUGAGCUGCCCUACUGGAAGUGGUUUGUGUGCAGAUUCCAGAAAGAUCUGGAAACACAUUAUAAUCAAACAUUCCAGGGUCAUGGUGAGAUUCCAGAGGAAUGGAGAAAGCACAGAAAAGAAGAUGCUAUUCAGAGUUUGGAACACUUUUAAUAAUUAUCUGACAUAAGAACAAAUAAGGCAUAACCCUUGUUUUAAACCACUUAUUGGCAGAACAAUCUAAAAUAUAAACAGUUGCCCUCUACAUAAAUAGUCUCUAAAGCAGCGUCUGAAAUCGGACACUUGUUCACACAUUUUAUUGUCUUAUUUUUAGAGCUGCUUUACACUUGUUUGAAUUUUGUUGCAUCAUUGAUCAUUACCUGGUGGAUUGAACAUAGAGCACUCUAGAAGUGAUAGUGAACAGUUCAAACAGAGUAAAUAUGCUUUCCAUUGGGGCGAUUGAAAUCUUGGUUUGCGUCAGUGUCACGUGAACAAACACAGCAUACACAGUGUGCUCCGGUCCUGAGACACUACAGCACAGAGUGGAUCACAUCUGUGAGUCAGUGUGGACCACAAAACAUAUUUGACCCAUUUUUCAAACUACAAAAGCUUCACCUUUACUAAAAAUCAUCACUGUUUAUUUCUGUAGUAAGAAUUUCAUAAAAUGAGGCUAUCACAAGCUGUCAAAUGCAUUUUUUUGUGAUGUAAAAAAAAUGCUACUGGCUUUGAUAUGCCCUGUUCUGACUUCCUGUUUCAGUCAGAAAUGAGUAAAAGCUUUGAGUAAAACUGUGCUUAGCCACUUCACAGUAAUUUUAAGUGGAAAAAACAGCAAAGCAUUUUAUUGAUUGAGCAAAAAUAUUAAGCAAGGCAAGUUAAAUUACAUAGCACAUUUUUUACACAAUGGUAAAAAAAAUAAGUGCUUUACAUAGAUAAGGAGUUAAAAUAAUCAAAAUAAUUGUAACAUAUACAUAAGAAAUAAAAAUAUCAUGCCUGGGAAAUAAAAAUAAUAAUCAUAUUUAACUAAAGUCUGACUGAAUUAAUCUCUAACUGCCCGAAUCACUAAGUUGGACAUCAAGAGGAAAAAAUAAAAAUAAAAAAUGGAUGAAAAAAAAAAAAGAAUUAAUAGUUAGUAUAAAGAUUAUACACAGAUCAAAUAAAUGAAUCAGUUAUUAAACAUUUAAGCAUCUGUUAUCGAAUACCUAAACCAUUAUCUGCAUCGAUAACAAAUAUAUCAUCAGCAUGCACUUACAGUUGUGUUCAAAAUAAUAGCAGUCCAACAUCACUAACCAGAUCAAUCAUUGUUUUUGAUAGAAAUUAUAUUUCUACAUGGCAAAUAUUUUACUAAUAGAUGUAGUAGAGUAAUAGAAAACCAACAGACACAACAGUCAUGACAUGCAUGCUGCUGAUUAUGUGUAAUUGAAUCAUUAAUUGAAAUGGGCGUUCAAAAUAAUAGCAGUGUGGAGUUCAAUUAGAGAUUAAUCAAUUUCAAUUAAUCCUGUGAAAAAAACUGAUGUCAAACAAAUGGUCCUUAUUUUUUUACAUUUUUGAGAAUACAAUACACAAAGCACACACACCCAUCUUCGUUAAUCUAAUUUUGACUGUUAAAUUUUUUUUUAAUUUGACAAUUAAAAAUUAAAUACAAUUAAAAAUUGUAAUGAAA
Messenger RNA from Megalobrama amblycephala (Wuchang bream), 6470 nucleotides. RefSeq names its product interferon-induced very large GTPase 1-like. The coding region runs from base 152 to 4984 and encodes 1610 amino acids. Gene Ontology annotation, molecular function: GTP binding. The transcript has 4 exons. Lineage: Eukaryota; Metazoa; Chordata; Actinopteri; Cypriniformes; Xenocyprididae. The record is from RefSeq and is a predicted model, not a curated record.